GUGUGCCUCGGCAGUGCGUUCGGUGCGUUUUUUGGUGUGUGCCUGUGCACAGGCAUAGCCGCUUACCACCAACGUACGCGCGUGCUCGUGAACAUCCAUCUCACUGUUUCUUCUCGCAUGCAACGAGAGAAUCUCGUUGUGUCCGUUAAAAUCGUCCAGCGAGAAGGCAAAUAAUCCUCGCGAUGCCCUGGGCAUGUUAUUCUGACAUUCAGACAGUAUAGUGGCAUGAGUCGAUUAAUCUAUGGCAGAUCAACAAGAUCAUUUGUCAUCAGGGGGGUCUGUAGAGACGGCAGAUGCUUCAGCAGACACCUCUAAGCCUAGAGGAAUCAGCUCUAGCAGUGGUAGUAGCAGCUAUAGAAAACGACAGAGCAUUGGUUCCAAUCCAGACAUUGUAGAAGAAAAAAGACGUAGAGAAACUAUUGGUGACCCACAAUCAUCUGAAGUUUUUAAUAAUACUUCUUCGUAUAAACAUACAACUGAUACUUUCAAACCGGAGGGUAGAACAAGAGGUGAACAUAAAAGUCAUGGCAGUGGCUUAGAAUCAUAUCUAGAUACUGAUUGGAGGCCACAGCACAAAGUUCAGCAAUCAAAUUAUAAUAUCAGUGGGAAUAGUACAAGAGUUCGUAGCACGACAAGAACAAGUCUGCCAGAAUUAAAUUUAAAAGCUAUCGACUGUAUCGCGUCGAGGACCCGUUCGCGAACGCCACAAAAUUCACAAGCCAUAUCACAGGGACAUAAUAGUUUCGAUUUAUCGCUAACUAGUGGCUACAAUAACAGAGAAGAGUUGACUUAUCACAACUUGGUACCAACAUCAAGUUCUACACCGCUUACUAGUCAUCCAUCCACAUCCAGAGGACGAGGCCUGAGGAUGAGCGAAUGUCUGGAAGGAUUUGUGUCUGCUGUCAAAGCACUUUUUCCAAUAUCAACACAAACGUAUCAUCAAGAAGGAUCAAAGUCUCACGGCGGUGCAACCUGCGCGAGUAGCAGCGCGAGUAGUCAAGUUUUGAGUGUAAAGUCCAGCAUCAGAGUGGGUAACGCAGCCAGUAAUUCUGUGGAGAGCGGUGGGGGGGCGUUGGCACAUGACGGGGCAGGCACUAGUGGCAUCACAACAACUGCCACUGCCAAUCCACCUGUGUCUGCCACCGCCGCUGCCAAUCUUACACACCCUCAUCCUACGCACAAGCAUAUAUUACGUCCCCGCGCAAAACUCUCCAGCGAGCAAUCUAAAGAACUGCCAACUAGUAACAAAACUUCUGGAAAGCAUCAUAAAAAAGACUCUACAACGGGUACUUGUUCGAGCUCCAGGUAAUUAACAUAUCGUAUUGUAACGUACACUAUACCCAUGAAUAUUCGACCAUCCAUAUUCGAUUCUUGUAUGAAAUAUCAAUGUAAUCGAGUAAUGUAUUUCUUUACCAAUAGUGCUACUCCAACGUCGGUAUCGUCUACAGUUCCUGGCAAUCAAUUGGUUACGACAACAGGCGAGGACGAAUCAGCGUCUACAGCGACAUCUGCAACUGCAAGCGGUGGACCGUCCGGAAUGUCAGCCACUACAGGAGAUAGUGAAAGUGAUGAUGGCGAAGUUGGAAAGUUACAAGCUUUACUGGAAGCUAGAGGAUUGCCUCCUCAUGUGUUUGGUGCAUUAGGACCACGAAUGCAACAUUUAUUGAACAGGAGCAUGGGCGCAAGUUCUGCUGCAAAGGCACAACAGCUCUUGGCUGGACUACAGGCUGUUGACGAUGAAGGAGAACAGCUACAAGCUGUGAUCGGUAUGGGUGAAAUUCUGGUAAUGGGAAACGAAGAUACGUUGACUGGUUUUCCAGUGAAACAAGUGGUUGCAGCUUUAAUCAAUUUACUUGGGAUAGAACACAAUUUUGUAAUAAUGACACAUGCCUGUCGUGCCCUGACGUACAUGAUGGAGGCUCUACCUCGAUCGUCGACAGUCGUGGUCGAUGCUGUUCCAGUUUUCUUACAGAAACUGGAAUCUAUCGAGUGUAUGGACGUGGCAGAACAGUGUCUGGCAGCAUUAGCGAUGCUGUCGCGGAGACACAGCAAAACUAUCUUACACGCGGGUGGAGUAUCGGCUUGUUUGAAAUUCGUCGAUUUCUUUAAUAUCGCGGCUCAACGGGCUGCGUUAACGAUAACCGCAAAUUGUUGCCAAAAUCUCCAUCCUGAUGACUUUCACUUGGUGGCCGACAGUCUGCCUUUAUUGACCAGUAGAUUGACAAAUCAAGAUAAAAAAAGCGUCGAGUGUGUCUGCCAAGCAUUUAGUCGUUUAGUUGAUAGUUUUCAACAUGAUCCUGUAACUUUGCAUAAAAUCAUCAAUGCAGAACUCCUUCAAAACUUGCAACAAUUGCUUAUGAUUACGCCCCCUGUAAACAGCAUUGGUAAUUUCAUAACAGUGCUACGAAUGCUCUCUGUGAUAUCAAAUCGCUGUCCCGACUUGGCACAGCUGCUUUUGCAACAAAAUAUAGCUUUCACGCUGAGCUACCUUCUAACCGGCUCACUGGAAGUGAAAACGGAGGACGUGGAGUUGGUGCCGCGUUCUCCGCAAGAGUGGUUCGAAAUCACCUGUUUGAUCGAGGAGCUAAUGCCUCCGCUACCAACAGAUGGUAUAUUUAGUGUAAAUAGUUUACUCGAAAGGACCAGUAAUCAACAAGAAAACGUUCAUUGGGAAUGGCGCGAUGAAAGACACUGUUACCAUCCAUUCAGUACCAUCGACUCUAGAAUUAUCGAGAUGGCAUUUCAGAAUGGCGAGGAUGAGAUUUGUCUUUCCUCUUUAGGACGAACGUAUACGAUAGAUCUGACUGUGAUGAAACAAAUCAAUGAAGACAUUGGAGUGGCGAGAAGCAUUUUUCGUAGAGUAAAUGCUCAUCCCACUGAAGGCAAAAGCCCUACUUGUUUGUCUAGUAUGGAUGUCGUACCACCAGUAAUUGAAACAAACGAAUGGCUAGUGUCUUUCAUUCGAACUUUAUUCUCAGUGCUGUACGAAGUGUAUAGCAGUUCUGCUGGUCCUGCUGUAAAAUGUAAAUGUCUUCGAGCUCUAUUACGUAUGGUCUAUUAUGCUUCAACCGAUUUACUUAAGGAUGUCUUAAAAAACCAAGUUGUAUCGUCACACAUAGCGGGUAUGCUGGCGUCCCAAGAUUUACGAAUUGUUAUCGGAGCUUUGCAGAUGGCGAGUAUAUUAAUGAAAAAGCUACCGCAAGUGUUUGGGGUUCAUUUUCAUCGGGAGGGUGUACUGCAUCAAAUACGACAACUAGCUGAUCCUGAAGUACCUCUUGGUGUUUCACCGCCAAAGUGUCCUUCUGGUACAUCAUUACCAACCCCACAGCCAGGUCCGUCUAAUACAUCACUUUCUUCCACCACAAUGUUGUCUUCUAGUAACGCUACAUCUCCAAUAGCUUCUCCAUCGACAAACGGUAACAUAUUAUUCGGUACGAUUGCAACGUGUCAAUUGAAACCAAAUCUUUCCGCGUCGAUGGAAACACACGCCAGGAAUGAAUUGAAUUCCACGGUGGAUGAUGUCGCAACGCCGCAAAGUGCUCAUUUGCGAAUUGGGGACGUACUGAAGAGGAAACGGCAAAGCAAGAAGGGUCGAUUUUCUAGGCUAGGCGGUACAACACCACAACAAACUCAACAACCCGAAUCACUUUUCACCGGUUUCGCACCUAAAAAUAAUCGUUUCUUAGCCAAUCUUAAUCCCGCUAGAUGGAGUCGAAAAUCGUCGUCUUCGAGUUCCACGAGCGAUAAAAGAGAUUCGAGCUCGUCGACGAGCUUGUCCAAGCCACCGAGUAAUUCGAGUUUAACUGGCGGUAAUCGGGAUAAGGCUAAAACAUGGGUACGUGAACAGGCUGCUCAAUUCUUGACACGUUACCAGGACAAUGCACCUUGCACGCAUCCUGCGAUGACAGUCCUCUCGAGACUCACUGCUGCUAUACAACGGUUACAAUCGAAUGAAUUGGAUGAAAUGUUGUCUGCUCUUACUGAACUGCGAGAUAUAGUACUUGAAAGUGACAUAUCCCCGUUCGAGAUGAAUUAUAGCGGGCUUAUUAAAGCUUUGCUCAACUACCUCACAACCACGGAUGCUCCUGGUAAUCGUUAUGAUCGUCUUCGCAUGUUCUGGAAAUUGUUUGCAGAAUCAACUAUGCAGCAAAGCAACAAUGCCAUGGACCUUAAUCCUGGAGCAUUUGGGGCCCUUGUGGCGAAACUGAACAGUUGUGUUGCACAGUUGGAACAAUUCCCUGUGAAAGUUCAUGACCUACCAGCAGGAUCCGGUGCUGGCCGUGGAGGCACCAGUGCUCUUAAAUUCUUUAAUACGCAUCAACUUAAGUGCAAUCUCCAACGACAUCCAGAUUGUAAUAAUUUAAAGCAGUGGAAGGGAGGCACUGUCAAAAUAGAUCCUCUCGCAUUGGUACAAGCGAUCGAACGUUAUUUAAUGGUUCGUGGAUACGGUAGAAUACGCGAGGCCGAGUCUAUGGUUAGUGACGACGAUAAUAGCGAGGACGACAUAGAUGACACUCUGGCAGCCGUGGUUAUAAGUCAAGGAUCGGCAAAGCAUAAACUCCAGUUCUUGAUCGGGGACGAGGUGCUGCCUUUCAAUAUGACUGUUUAUCAAGCUGUCAGACAGUUUGGUUGUUCUGGCAUCGAUCAUUCUGAAGCUGAAGCUGACGGUGAACCACCGCUCGGUCACGACGCCGUAUGGGUACAAACACAUACAAUUUAUUACAGGCCUGUGCCAGAAGAGGAAAUCACAACGUCACCAAAGCCAGGAUCAAGUUCGCAAGGUAGUAGCCGUAAGGGUAAAGGAAAAAGUACAAAGAUCAGCUCGAAACGGAAAGAGGAUAGCCUGUGGCUCGAAGGAACAGUCCCUCCGCAACGAUGUCCAUUGGAACCUUACCUAUCCCCUACUUUGCCACCCUCGGUUACCAUUACGGACGCUUCGUUAGACGGUUUGUGCUUGCUGCGUCUUCUACACGCCCUAAAUCGUCACUGGGGCGGUUUAUUUCCUCAUCUGAAGGUCGUAAGCCUACUUUCUCCACAAGACUUUAUUAAUAAUAAGAUAGCCGCGAAAGCGAGUAGGCAGCUGCAAGAUCCUCUGGUAAUCAUGACUGGAAACUUACCUUUGUGGUUGCAACAAAUCGCUACAGUCUGUCCAUUCCUGUUUCCAUUCGAGACAAGACAAUUAUUACUCUACGCGACAUCAUUCGAUCGGGACAGAGCUCUGCAACGCCUCUUGGAUUCUGCGCCAGAAUUAUCAGGAUCUGACAGUCAAGAACGCGUUACACCACGUUUAGAACGGAGGAAAAGAACUAUAUCGAGAACUGACAUUCUCAAACAAGCGGAACAAGUUAUACAAGACCUGGCGUCUAGUAAAGCCUUACUUGAAGUGCAAUAUGUUAACGAGGUUGGUACCGGUCUUGGUCCAACAUUGGAAUUUUAUGCUCUAGUCUCUCAGGAAUUACAACGUGGUGAUCUUGAACUUUGGCACGGUUCUUCGAAUCCCACUGAAGCGGGAUAUGUUAACCCUCCGCAUGGACUUUUUUCAAUGCCAGUCUCAUGGAAUACUAAAGUGUCCCAUCUUGCGAAGCUUAAAACAAAGUUUAAGUUCCUUGGAAAGUUUAUGGCGAAAGCGAUAUACGAUUCAAGAAUGUUGGACUUGCCAUUUAGCUUAACUUUCUAUCGUUGGUUGUUGGCAGAGGAACACACAUUAACGUUAUCUGACCUUGCGUAUGUGAAUUUCGAUGUAUAUCGAACUCUUAGUAAACUGCAGGAAAUCGUCAGGCAGAAGGAAACAAUCGAGAAAGAUCAGACACUGAGACCACAUGAAAAAGCACAACUAAUAGAUUCAUUAAGUCUAGACGGUUGUCCAAUUGCAGAUCUUGGCCUUGUUUUUGAAUUACCAGGUUAUGAGAACAUUGAAUUGAGGAAAGGCGGAAGUGAUAUACCCGUUACCAUCUUUAACCUGGAUCAAUACAUUAAGUUAGUGGUACAUUGGUUCUUGUACGAAGGUAUCUUCAGGCAAAUGGAAGCUUUUAGGGAAGGAUUCGAAUCUGUAUUCCCGCUAGUGCAACUGCGACUAUUCUUCCCCGAAGAACUCGAAGCUGUAUUCUGCGGACAUGCACAAACUGGUGGACAGUGGGAUAUGAAAACACUGUCGGAAUGUUGCAGGACUGAUCACGGUUACACUCCCGAUUCCCGUGCAAUCCGUUUUCUGUUCGAGGUUAUGUCGAAAUACAAUAGUGAAGAACAGAGACAGUUCAUUCAGUUCGUCACAGGUUCACCGCGAUUGCCAGUUGGAGGUUUUAAGAGUUUAACGCCACCGUUAACGAUUGUGCGUAAAACGUUCGAUCCGUCAAUGAAGACGGACGAUUUCCUACCAUCUGUAAUGACUUGCGUUAAUUACUUAAAACUGCCCGAUUACACAACCAUAGAAAUAAUGCGGGAAAAGUUGCGAAUAGCUGCACAAGAAGGACAACACUCGUUCCACCUUUCCUAGAAACGGAUGGAAAACCGACGCAACGUUUGCUCUUUUGCUAUCGCAUUGCCCAGGUUGAGACCAAUUAUCCAAACCGCAUCUAAAAUAUCCAAGAAUACGAAAAACGGCUGCGUGUUUCGCUCGAAACUCAGUAAUCGCAGUUUUGCACUUUAUACACUUUUUCUUUCUGAAGAUUAUCUUUUCUUGAUUUUAGCGAGAAUUCAUUUAAAUAAAUCCUAAUUUGAUGUUUGUCUUUUUUUAUUUGUAAAUUUGGAUUGUGAUAUACUUUAUCAAGACUAAAAAAGAAGUGCAAAGACGAUAUUAGCCCUACUGUAAUGAGUUUCCUCUUGUGGUAUUACGACAAGUAGGUAACGCGAGAGCAACCUUGUUCCAGGAAACUUGUCUUUGAUGUGUUACAAUAAUUAAUAAAAAAAAAUUGUAAAUAUAGUUUAA
Dufourea novaeangliae is the source of this 6925-nucleotide messenger RNA. RefSeq names its product E3 ubiquitin-protein ligase TRIP12 (gene ctrip). The transcript has 25 exons. NCBI's taxonomy places the organism in Eukaryota, Metazoa, Arthropoda, Insecta, Hymenoptera, Halictidae. Gene Ontology annotation, biological process: DNA damage response; proteasome-mediated ubiquitin-dependent protein catabolic process; protein polyubiquitination. Gene Ontology annotation, cellular component: nuclear speck. Gene Ontology annotation, molecular function: zinc ion binding; ubiquitin protein ligase activity. The record is from RefSeq and is a predicted model, not a curated record.